This is a messenger RNA of Acaulospora morrowiae, 186 nucleotides long. The record is from the annotation of a GenBank genome assembly. Lineage: Eukaryota; Fungi; Glomeromycota; Glomeromycetes; Diversisporales; Acaulosporaceae.
CUCAUUACAUUCUUUGCCACCGGUAGUGUAUGUCGAGGUUCUGUAACUGUAGACUCGAGAUUGAUGGUGGUGAUUGAAAUUUAUCAGAAGGAAGGGGUUGAGUCAACGUCUGUAGAUGCGCUGUCAAGGAUCAUGACUGUUGGGCUUAAAGUCGUGUUCGAGUUUGGAAUGGGAUGUUAUUAUUGA